This is a messenger RNA of Vigna umbellata (rice bean), 1272 nucleotides long. The record is from RefSeq and is a predicted model, not a curated record. Lineage: Eukaryota; Viridiplantae; Streptophyta; Magnoliopsida; Fabales; Fabaceae.
GAGAGAGAGAGAGAGAGAGAGAGAGAGUUGGGUUGGUGGAGGUUUUCAAGGAGAUGGAACGAAGUGGUGGGAUGGUAACUGGGUCGCAUGAAAGGAAUGAACUUGUUAGAGUUAGACACGGUUCCGAUAGUGGGUCUAAACCCUUGAAGAAUUUAAAUGGUCAGAUUUGUCAAAUAUGUGGUGAUACCAUUGGAUUAACGGCUACUGGCGAUGUCUUUGUUGCUUGUCAUGAGUGUGGCUUCCCACUUUGUCAUUCUUGUUACGAGUAUGAGCUGAAAAAUGUGAGCCAAUCUUGUCCCCAGUGCAAGACUAGAUUCACAAGUCAGCAAGAGGGUGCUGGAGUGGAGGGUGAUGAUGAUGAAGAAGAAGAUGCUGAUGAUCUAGAUAAUGAGAUCAACUAUGGCCAAGGAAACAAUUCCAAGGCAGGGAUGCAAUGGGAAGAACAAGAAGAUGCUGACUUCUCUUCAUCAUCUGGACAUGAUUCUCAAAUACCAAAUCCCCAUCUAGCAAACGGGCAACCGAUGUCUGGUGAUAUUCCAUAUGCUACUUCUGAUGCUCAAUCUAUGCAAACUACAUCAGGUCCUAUGGCUAAUACAAAGCAACCGGGUCUUGAAAGUGAUGAAGAGAUAAGGAGAGUGCCAGAGAUUGGAGGGGAAAGUGGUGGAACUGCAGCCUCUCGGCCGGAAGCUGGUUCAAAUGCUGGUGCAGAACGUGCUCAGGGGACGGGAGAGGGUCAGAAGAAGAGAGGGAGAAGCCCAGCUGAUAAAGAAAGCAAGCGGCUUAAGAGGCUAUUGAGGAACAGAGUUUCGGCCCAACAAGCGAGGGAGAGGAAGAAGGCUUACUUGAUUGAUUUGGAAACAAGAGUCAAAGACUUGGAGAAGAAGAAUUCAGAGCUCAAGGAAAGACUUUCUACUUUGCAGAAUGAGAACCAAAUGCUUAGACAAAUAUUGAAGAACACAACAGCAAGCAGGAGAGGGAGCAAUAGUGGUACCAAUAAUGCUGAAUGAACAUAAUGGCAAACGAUGACAGAAAACUUAUAGCUGGAGUAGAUUUAGACGAGUAUAUUAGCAAGAAAAAGGGUAUAUUAGCAAGAAAGAGCAAAAACAAGUAAUUAAACAUUAGUUUUGAUGAUUCUUUUCUAGGUGUGCUUUUGUAAUACAGUGAAGUAAAGGAUGAACCUCAACACAUGUUUUAUCCUAAAAUAUUGUAAUCUGAUGUUCCACUAUUUAUGAGUAAUGUAAUUAUCAUACAAAAAAUUUUAGUCUCCUUGUA